AUGACAACACAUGCUCAAGCAAUUAACCGAGAACACGAACUUUUAUCAAAUGAGAUUAAACGAAUUAUAAAAUGUUCUUCACAAGUAAACAAUGAUGAUGAUGAAGAAGUUACCUACGCUGCAUUCAAACAUUAUCAUGAUCUACGUGUAAAAGGAUUAAAAUUAGAAGUUGAACAAUCAAUUUUGUCUUUUAUACGAAUUGCGAGUCGAGGACAAGUUCAAUAA
Messenger RNA from Rotaria sp. Silwood2, 225 nucleotides. The record is from the annotation of a GenBank genome assembly. NCBI's taxonomy places the organism in Eukaryota, Metazoa, Rotifera, Eurotatoria, Philodinida, Philodinidae.